Messenger RNA from Spirometra erinaceieuropaei, 25619 nucleotides. The record is from the annotation of a GenBank genome assembly. Lineage: Eukaryota; Metazoa; Platyhelminthes; Cestoda; Diphyllobothriidea; Diphyllobothriidae.
AUGCUUGUCAGUACCUAUGAUAAUUCGUCGAGCAGACUCAUGAAGGGGCGUGUCGCACCCUUUGUUCAGGUAGGUCCUCAGUUUUCUGCAUAGCCUGCUUAUUAAAUAAUUCUGUCCUCUCUCUGUCCUCGCAAAUUUGGGGUGAACGGCGGGCUUAUUUGCGGCCGUUUCAGGCCUUCAACGGGCGUUACAGCAGACUGAGGUGAUAUCUUAUGGUCGGUGCAUUGUAUUUGCAUAAACGCACAGGUUCGUUAGCGCAUGCAGUGUUAGCCCAUUGCCUUGCCAUGUUGUAGUGGUUGUUUGACCUAUCACUGGUACCACGUCCCGAAAUUUAUGCGCCCAUUUCUAACGGUCAACAGAUUCUCUGAGCAAACGUCACUUCAGUGGGAUUUAGGAACCAAGUUGUUAUGCAGGCUACCAAGUCUGUUCCAUCUUCUGUACUCAACAGACAGACCCUCACCGAUUCAUAAAAUCAACUCUUCAUUCAUCAACCGAAGUAUCAAAAUUUAGCGACCGUCAUAUUGACAAAAAACUGUUGCUGUCCGGUCUAACGACCUUGUACUCGGAAUCCAUACUUUCCGAGUAAAGUCUUCAUGAUGGCAAAUCGUGCGAGACGACAUUUCAUCCUUCUUCCCUUUUCAUGCGUCUGAUAUCAAGCUCUGCAUAAUUGCCUAGUUUACAUGUUCAGCUGCAUAAACGAAGCGUUAAUCCCACAAUAUCACAAAAUAUUUGCAAUUGUUUGUUCAGUGGGCUGCAUAAAUUGGAAGUUGCUCGGAUUAUACGGUUUUAUGCAGAUAAAUCGAACUUGACUCAUUUUUAUUGGAUCGCAAACUAUGCUGCGCUUUUCUAUUGUUUCCUACCUCUAAAUUUUGUAGCAAGAUACUUCUACCAAUAUUGUGUCUUACCGCGUGCUGGGUCUUAGUAUGGUUUGUGUUUCGCUUUCCUUUAUACACCCUGGUUAAUGUGCCACUGAGUCCGUUCUCGUAUCAUCACACUGUCUCGUCUCUUGCAUAAACAUAAGCGUGACUGCUUCUGUCGUGAAGUCACACUGACCUCCCGAAUCGACUCGAUUGUCUUAAGGUCUCCGCAAGUUUGGGUGUCGGGCGUUUAGGGCAUAGGGGGUGGAAAAGACCCUGAACUGAGCAAGUUGUCAAUUUUUAGUGUAAGAUGCCAGUUUGUACGGAAAAGAGAGCAAUGAAAACUAGGGGGGAAGGGGCUGGUAACCGAACCCUCAGCGAAGUCCAAUUGUGCCACUCAUCUUUCGAAAAGGCCAGGCUUUUGUGAGAGGUUGACCCCAGUUCUGCGCAGUACACAUACGCUUGUGCCUCCUACAGACAGAGUGCGCCUAAGACCUUUGCUAGUCGAGUAUGCGAAUCGCCUCUUCAUGUUCACACUAGGCUCGAUGAGGCGUCAGGUCUUCUACCUUUUCCACCGCUCCCCCCUAUACCGAGUUGGCAACCAUGUAGGUCGUUUAGUUCCAGAAGUCUCAUACACGGCUUACCAGUACUCCAAUGCUGUCUCUCCCCCCAGUUUGUGUGAACUAAGUCGUCCUAUGUAAACGGUGUCAUUUGAGACAACGUAUUGUUUGCAGCCGUGAUUCAUCUGGGAAUCCAGGCAUUAGGGGUACUGACGAACAGACAGCACCCUGCUGCAUAUAAUGCUUCACACUUGUCACAAAAUAACCUUUCUUCCGACUGUAUACACACCAAAAGCGCUUUUAAACUACUCCACCAAAAAAAUCAUCUCAUCAUCUUCCGUCUAUUGCACAAUGUUUUGACCAGCAGUCAUGUGAUUACCUGACAAAAAUGACUCAGGCAGCACAUGCAGGAAGGAGUAAGAUUUUCGCUCUCACCCAAUUAGUGAGCAAUCCUGACCGCACUUAGAAGUAACUUGAUGACUUUAGCGCGGCAAAUAACUCGUUUUAUUGUUGCUUGUACACAUGGUUUACGUCCGCUUAGUAUGUAUCGCCGAAUGGCAUUUAGAUGAUGCUGUGCUUCUAAUAAGGGCAUAUUCGGCAACCUGGGACCUUCGCAACAAGUGGAAAUUGCACCUAUAUGCUCCACGGCAAAACCGACGGUCCACUUUGUUUCGAAACAUCGAUUUCUUCCUAAAACCAUGUUUGUUAGCUCGACGUCUUACCGCAAUAAACAGGCCGUCUCCCAUCAUUUUUCUGUGAGCCAAUAAAGCGGUUAGGUGAGCUGCAUGGUGGUAUCUGGCAAAAGUGGCGUGAAGGAGAAAGUGUUUAAACCCCCUUGACCUCCACAGGUAAGCAUGCAGCUCCGCUGCUUGCCUCCCUCUCUCGAGGAGGUAAUAGACGCCAAACUGUUACUUCCAAAGUUAAGAUUGAAUCCUGAUGACCCCUAUGUUUGACCUCACGGACUCAUUUUCCCCCACAAUCCUUUUACGCCAAGCCUGCAACGGUGGGGUGAAGGACCCCACUUAACUAUCGGUGGACUGUUGAUCGUGUCAUACGGGGACGGUGGUAAUGGGGGUUUUACAAGUGGGGGAGCACGCCAGACAGUAAGCUGACGAAAUGCAAGAACACACAGAAACCGUCUGGAUUUCUACCGAAAGUCUCAUCGUACGCUUUCGUAUGACAACGGACAUAAUUAUCAUUGACAGCGUUAUAUCUGCAGCGGCCUGCAACUGGAUGCCAAGAUAAAACCACAUAUGACACGAUCGCCAGUCUACCGAUAGUUAAGUGGGACACGUCACCUUACCGUUGCACUUAGGCCUUAGUCAUCUGCGAAAAGUGCUUAAGACACCCUAGAAAAUAGGAGCAUCGCUUUCUACGAUAGCCUUCGAGGCACGAGAACCUCAUUUUAUUUCCCCUAGUAGGAUGAAGAUAUGAACAUUUAGGCGAAGUCAACGGACAGUUCGACCACCGUUUCCAAUUAUAUCUACUGCAUGCCUCAGCAGGGGCGGUGAUUUGAGCAUAAACUAGUUUAUAAUGAUAGUGGGCUCGCAUCUCAAAUAACGCCUAUCGAUCCCUGAUCUGAUCCCCGUAUUGACCCAGCGCAUCUACCGCGUGGCCUGUUUUAGGGACCACUACUGACCCACAGACUUUCUGGUGACUUGCACGUACCAGUUUGUUUAUAGUGAAGUGGACGUUUGCAGUAUCUACUGUAUUCUGCUUACACCCACCAUGCUCGGGUGGUAAGAAGAAUCUACUCGUUUUAAAAUGCCUGCGGAGCAUUGCCUGCCAAGACCGAGUGGUCCAUUCACACGUGCUACGCACAUUUUGGUUCCCAGAUCCUCCACAAACCAGGUUUAAGAGAAAGAAGACUAUUUACUCUCACAUAGGUGAGACCAGUUAUAAAAACUACAAUAAGGGGAAUCACUGCAGCCUGGUCGUCGUUCCGAGUGAAACUCAGUUGCCCCUGGGUUUGGAAAUCCUUCAAGCAAUAACUUACCACUCUUAGGUUGUUUGUAGCGAGGAACCUAGAUGCUGCGGCGGAGUGACAUUGCUUCCAUCCUCCUUUCUUCAUAAAAAUGACCUGUUCGAGCCUUUCGACUGACUGAAGAUGUGACCGCGGCUAAUGACUGGCGUGGUGUAAGAACUGCCAUCUACUCCCGUCGGCCUUUCACUCCAUUCGAGCCAAACUUUGCCUAAAUAUAGAUUUCAAAUAGAUGAGAGACGCACAUGCUCAUGUAUGAUGCUUUGAUCGUCACUACGGCGUUUGUAAAUUUCAUCGCAUGAUUGUUGCAGGUGUACUGUGCGAUGUUUGCUUUAUGUCUGACGUGUAUAUGCGUGUGGUGGAUUAAACCUGUGCGUGGUUUAAGUGUGUAAGGGAAAUAUGAUGUCAUAAGGGGCACCUGGGCUGUGUUGUUUUGGUGGUCAUUGUCAUAUAUGCACAUAUGGUCGAAAAGAUGAAUGAACCGGGAGAAUAGGGGAUAAAUAGAGCGAAUAUGACGAGAAUUGUUCAAGACUCCUGACACUGUUUCUUGUACUUUGCUCUUGAUGCUCAGAAGAUCGCUCAAGUUACUGCAUAUCUCUUGUUCUUGAGAUUAGUUGAUCGGAGAUUUCACAGCAUUGAUGUAUUCUUUCACAUCGUCUCUGGUUGGAUGUGCCUAAGUUCCCUCAUGUAAAGAUGCACAGUUUCAGACCCUUCUACUCCUUCAUUCACUCUUCAGGUUCUCGACGAAUCCAUGUGCGUAAUCAGGGAAGACAUUUGUGACUGGCUCCAGCGCUACCUUUUCAGUAAGUCGGACGUUGCCGCACUGUCUGACGCUGUCGACCUUUUGGAGCGUCUGAAGUCUGGUCUCUGGUUGGCACGACUUGCGUACAAGCUGCAUUACAAGGUCCUUGCUACCAGCUUGCCAGAACCGAAGACAGCAGAGCAUAGCACAGUCAAAGGAGCUAACUCGCGAAAAGGACAAGUGGUCACCUCGCGAGAGCACCGAUUGUAUGCCAGCCUCCGCGGCGCCGGCCCCAGUUCUGCCCUCGGUCAGCUGUCAGCUGAAACACUGCCCGUCUUUCCACGAACUCUCAAAAUUGCCUCUGAGGCACCUCUUGGUCCGAACGAUGUCAGUGUUUUUCCUCACACCUCCCGAAAUCCAGCCAACUUUGGAGUGGAAAACAUCGCUGUGAUGCGUAUUCAAUCGCAGUCUCCGAGCCGCAGCGGGUCAGUGCCUUCCAGACUAGCCACCGACUCCGUUGCAAUUCACUGGGCAGCCCGUGACAAUAUCUCAGCCUUUCUCACUUGGUGUCGGGACCUGGGACUAGCAGAGACAAUCCUGUUUGAAACCACUGGAUUAGGUUUGUAGCCGUCAUUUCCUCUACGUGCAUCACUCUUGGUCUACCUAUAUUUCGCUUUGAGUAGUCGGCUAUAGUUACGUAGGACUUAUGUGGGAUGCAGUUUUGUGUACUACGACAACAGCAGCAACAGCAGCAACAACAACAAGAACCACCACCACCGUAUGUAUUUGACUGGUCCUGGGUUUUUUGCCGAGGUGCCUGAGGAUAUCCCUGUACCCGCUACUUCCAUAUCUUAAAUACUCACUAGUUUUACCACUGGAAAGUUCGUACCCAAUACCGGGCUUAUUUUUAUUCCUUUUUGGCUUGUUGUCUAUGAAUAGUUGGCGGUCAAAAAAGUCGCAGCAGUUAAAAAGUGCACCGUCACGUGCUUGCUUGCUGGGGACCAUAUGUCUCUAAUCUUGAUCCUCUGUACCGUAAUCAUCACCUGUCUUCCGUUGACUAAUCUUCUAGGAUAAGAGUGCACAAUUUGUAGACUAAUCUUUCUGGACUUUGGGCCCUUUCACCUCCAGCUAGGGCCUGGAACACUGUCUAACCUACAUGGACCACUCCCUCAUGACGUUCAUUCAAGGGUAAACAUCAGAACGGGUGUCCUCACUUAUAAUCUAAAGUCUCCGGUAUACCGAAGAAAGACACUUCUUCAAUACAUUUGGUCCUCCAAGUCUAAUUUAUCUUUCCGUCCCUUCUUGCAUUUAAACACAGGCAUCAAUAAAGGUAAUUCCAAACUCACGUCAGUUGGUCAAUCGAGUGAUUAAAUCACAGUCCACUGCGCAUCUGACUUCAUUUUCAGCGAACCUAAUAAAUGUCCACUUGGACUAUGGUACUCUCUGUCUGUGGCACUUACACGUAAACGUUCGGUUCUUCAAGAGCACUUGUUAUGCAAGCGCAUCACUUGAGUUUACAAGUUAACUUGUUUUCUUCCUUCGGAAGAAGGCCAGGUACCGGACGAUAGUCCCUAAAAUUAUCGCAACAAUUUCGACUGACUGUUUAAUCAGAUAGGUUGGCGGGUGUGUAUGUACAUUACAGUAGCUGGGCUAUCCAAAGAAAUGUUAGUGUAAAUUCUUUCUGUCUGAUAAGAUUGCUUGGGUAGGAUUACAAAUUGUAUUAUUCGUAGAUGCUUUGGUAGAUUUUGAGUAAUUCGGCGUUUUGGUGAGAUUCGAACCCACGACAGCAAAGAAAGGCCUUAUUACAGUCAGCGCUCUAGCCAACUGGUCUACGAGGCCCCACUGGCAUGGGUUAUAGUAAAGCAUUAUUCCGAGAUAAGUCAGUGACGCCAGGGUGGCGGUUUUUCAAUGAGCUUUCCGGCCGCCUCCGAAUUCACAAUCGGUGAAAAGUACUACUUAGGUAGUGUGCAUUUUUCGAAUUGAUUUUCGGUACCCUUAUAAAUUCGAAUAUAAUUGAUAGAAAAUAUACAUAAAUAUUCUUUAUUGUACUAGUUUGGCGGUCGAUCCUGUCUUCUGGAAAUUAUAUACUUAACGAACCGGCAGUUUUUGGUUUUCGGAAGAUUUUAUUUGCUGAGUAAUUUUGAAUUCAACUUGUCGUUACGCCUACAUUCGUGGGUUUCAAAACUAUAGUUUGUGUGCUUUCCAUGUGAAAGAGAUCAUACGGUAGGUGUGCUAACUCAUGAAAUGUUAACCGAAAUUCUGAAAUGCGUUUCCGACUCGAAUAGAAUACUUCAGUAGGGUUGUAUUAUUAAUCACCGUACAGCAUAAUCCUAUGACAUUUCAAUUACUUCAGAAUGUCAGUUUUUCAAGGAACUUUCAGGCUAGAUGAAAAAAUGACGUCCUGUAAAAAACUCACUAAUAAUGGGGUAUGAAUUUUUCAAAUUGAUUUUUGAUGGCCUUAAAAGUCCAAUUAUAUUUAAUGGAAAACACGCAUACAGAUAUUCCUUCUUUUAUUCAUUCAAUAGAAAAUUACGUUUUCUUCCAGUUUUAUUCUCGAAGGAAGAGCAUAAUUCUGUUUUCAAAAAGUAUCCAACUCCCGAGUAAUUUUGAACCCAACCUACCGUUGCACUUGAAUUCAGGGUUUACGAACUACCAACCAUGCAUUUUCUGUGUACGGAAAACCAUACAUUUCUCUACAGUCUUAGAAGGAGACCAUAUGGGGUUCAUGAAAUUUAGCAACGAAAAGACGUUAUUUUCUGCCGAAUAAGCAGAAGAAUGAAUAUUACUAUGCAUUUUUCUAUGAAAUAUAAUUGAAUUUUUAGGGGCAUCGGUAAUGCGAAAAAUUCAUGCUACUUAAGUAGUCAUUUUUACAAAGUCUCGCGAUUAAAAACUUUAUUAUAACCAGAAGAUAAACUUCCCGUAAUUAUAAAAUUUGAAGAAGACAGGGUUGCCUACCAAUCGAAUAAUAUAAAUAAUAUUUUCGUGCAUUUUUCUACCAAAUAUAUUUUAAUCUAUAAGGGUACCGAAAAUCGAUUCAAAAAAUCCACAUUACCUAAGUAGUCACUUUCGCCGAUUGUGCAUUUGCACGGAUAGGGGGGUCACAGGGAUAAAAGCACUCGUCAGGUGACAUGUCGAAUGGACCGGUCAUUGGUUAAGAAAUUGAAAUAAAACUAACGCGUGCAAUCACACGCAUGACAUUUUCUGUGUAUCAAGAGAACUUUUUUUCUCAAAAUGACUAUAUCGUUUUUGACAACGGUAAUACCUAUUGACUUUUAGCGUGUACCUGUAAUUUUCGGGAAUAAUUCGUGGGUCUUGGUGUUCUCCACCAGCUAAGACAAGUUUUCUUGGUAAGACACAGAAUUGGAUGCCUAACUUUGUGUGAGAGGUGGCCUUGGGCUGAAUUCCAGUGCAGUACCUAUUCCUGUGCCCUAACCUCAAUCCUGACAGUAACCCUAACUCUUCCCUAACCCCCCCCCUUUGGGAUCUAGCGCAAGACCGCCUCUUAUACGGGGUGCAUAUUUCCACAUUCUACCAGUUUUGCACUUUAUAUAUAUAUCAAAACUUUAGAAUUAUGACUGUUCUUGAGAACAUCUGCCUAGGUUAUGAGUUCUUGGCUGUUCCCUGUUGUGCAGAUAGCAGUUUUAGUCAUGUAUGCGGAUGCACCCAAACAUGAGACAUAAUUACCGAAGAAAAAGAACGCCAAUAACGUAGACCUGCGAUUUAUGUGUUCACGCUCGGUUAAAAAACUACUUAAACGUAGUUUCUUAGAAGGUGCUUUGAUAGGGCAUUUCGCUGACGAAUGUCCACACACUUUGCCUUCCUCCAAAGUAAAGUCAAGGAAGGAGUUUGGGAGAUUUUCCUGAUUAUGCACUUCCCUAAAGGUAAAUAUUAUUAUACAGCUUUUAGGGUUUGAAUUUUUAAAAAAAACAUCUGGGUUUCUGAACACAGCGUUUUUAUUCCUAUCCUGCUUCACUUGAUGUAUGCAGAACAAAGAGUCAAUUUUGGACGAUGCGAAUGUUUUUUUGGUAUAUCUUCCCCAUUUAGAUUAAUGCCUCCUUGUAGAAGAACAUGCACUGAUGCACAAAUAUGUCAGGAUUUGGUCCAAAUAUAAAGUAGCGUUGAUUUCCGCUCAUAUUUGCACUUUUUCGCGUAUUCUGUAUCCAGAAAGAACUUUCCAGCAAGGCAUAAGGCGAGUAAAUUGGAAGCCAUGACGUUUGAAGUCGCCCUAGGUUGUUAAAUGCAAUUCCUUUCAUUAGGUUGCAUGAAUUGCUUCACCUGCUGUACUUUUGACGUUUUUUCCCAUACAGGUAGAAUUUUAAGAUGUUUGUUUCUAUAUAAGGAUUUGCAGAAGGAGGGACCGUUCACGAUUCCGUGGAUAAGGACCUUUUGCGAGAUUUGCCACUGGGGCACUUGGAGGUUGGAAAAUGGAGAUCAUGACGGAUGAAUCAGAUUGAGGAACUGCCGUAGGCCGACGAAAUCUCAAGCCAUAAAGUAAGGGACGUUGGGUCACGGCGGUUGUAGGGUCUGGACGUCAUUCUUAUGCAUUCACAGGGCCAGCAUGCACAGUCUGACCACUGUCUCUUUCGUUUUUGUUGGUAGACGCUGUCGUAAUAACAUCUGGAAGGGAGUCUGCAUUUGGCUCUCAGCUUGGUUACUUACUGUGAUCUGUAUGCUGCAUGCAUCCAGUCAACUAUAGCAGCUGGGCUGUUCAUGUAAAUUUAGAACUUUUAUCAAAGUCUUUUUAUUCGCGUCAUCGUGACCCUGUAAUGAAAAUCUUAAAAUUAGCCUUCAGAUGAAUAUUUGGUUGAAACUGCACCACGGGUAUGCAUAGUACGCAUUCGGACAUUUCUUCAUACGUCUGCUCACGUACAGCAGUCGUCGGAAUAGUGCGUUUUUGAUUUUUCCAAUGACUUUUCAGUAGGAAGUAUUAGCGAACACGUUUCUUAUGGCUCUUUGGGUGGAGUUAUGGUACCCUUCGAUUCGCUAUGUACAGUGGGUAGUCACAUUUAUUGAACAAAGUGCGAAUCCAAAAUAUUCCUUCAAAAUACUAACAAGAACUGACAAUUCCUUAUAAGGUGGUUCACAGAUCGUCAUAAAUACACAAGACUCAUCGUUAGCUAUUAAGAUAUAUAUCAUUCUGCGUCUUGCAUAGCAAAAAGAUCCUGCUAACCUCACAACAGACAUUCGGUUGUAAUAUAAAUUAAAGCAUUUUCCCUCAAAAUCAGAAUAACUGGGGAAUUUCUGAACACAUACAAUGGGGGUUUUCUUCAAAUUUUGAUAGAAAUUAGCCUGAGAUGAUAAUUUGUUGCAGCAAAGUUUCAGUGACCAAUAACUCAUAGAAGCAAGGAUGACGCGUAGACUGAGACAUCAAAAUAACCAGCGUUGGUUCAUGCAAGUUUUUUAAACCGAUAUUACUCUGAAAUGUUUUGCCUCGUUCGCUGAAGGUUUUAAAGCGUCUUCUUUCCUACGUUCUAGUAUUUUAAUGAAAUAUCUGUUUAUUCUUAUUCUGGGCUUUUAUAUGGGUUGUGCUAAUUAUUUUCAGUGCUGUAACUUUAUAUGGAGACACGAAGACCCCAAGUUACUACUGAAUUUUUAUUGGUAACAAUUCGUUUUUAACGAAAUUGCCCGGACUAGGGAAAUUAGUCACUAAAGAGCAUUUGCUCUCCAAUUCCCAAUGCAUCCAAAACUUCUGAGUACCCCAGGAUUGUAGCAGAAGUCCUUUUACUGUUUCCAUCUUUUAUUUUUUUCCAACUGAACUGCGUUUUAGGACUUGCAACAUAAAAGCCUUCCUGUUAUAUUUUUUGAAAGUCAAAAUUUUCCAUUUGUUUAAGCGUCAAGAAGUUUAAAAAUCACGUGCUAACGAGGUAGUGACAUUUUUCUGAAUGACUGUAGUGGAUUACAUGAAACAGUUCACUAGAGAAUUAGCGUAACCCUUCAUGUGCCUGUGUGACGUUGGGAUUGCAACUCUUCUGGAGUCUCACCCCCUCAGUUCAAGACACAUUUAAAAAUUUCAGCCAGUGUUUGGGAUUUCCACGCCACAGAUUUACGCAAGUCACGCAUGUUGAUGCUCGUCUAUCCGAAUAGCGAACACAUUUUAGGCCUGGUUUCCCUGCCUCCCCACAUUCGGGGUCCGAGUGCCUCAUGUGCAAACACACAGAUAGGUAAACAUGAAAACCCUGUCGCCAUUUUGUUACACACACACGCACACACAUAGUGCUUGUUCUACCACACUCACAUGCGAAGAUGAACUGGCCUCCGCUUCUCUUCUGUGCCCUCUCAUCUGCUUGUUAAUGCAGACUCGCUGUCGCGCGUUUAUCUAUGUGCCGACUCGAAAGACGCCAUCAGCCGAGUUAGUUUUUGGCUUCGUAUAUGUGUAUGUUUUUGCACACGUGACUGGUCUUAUGCGUAUAAAGCAGCAACUUCGACAGCAGCCGCAUCAGAGCUCGCCUCAUCCCGUCUGUGUCUCGUGCUGACCUGAAUUUAAGCUCUUGUGACCUGAGUCCUCGCUAUCGUUUCUGUUCGGCGUACAACUUCCCACCCCUCCGUCCUGGACCCGACUCUCAUUCAGAUUCUCUCAAUGCGCGUUGAUACUCACCUUGAUCUUAUGAAAACGCUCGACACCACCUCCCCCGCGUCCUACUUGCUCGGAAUUCACCCUUAGCUGAGAUGCGGAUUCAAACGAAGACAACUCGGAAGGAGCUGUUCUGACGAUAUUCGUUUUGACUAACACGUCCAUCUUAGAUUGAGUUUGGGGCCUUUGUUCAGUGUCAGUCAGUAGUGUAGUCGAAUUCAAACCUGUUGAGGAAUGUUCGAGUGAUCAUGAUUUGGAUUUGCUGCAGUGUCUUCAUUUGGCUCGUAGAUUCAAAAGAUGUCACUUUCACUGUUGUGUUUAGGUCUCCAAAUCAAUCUGUAGAAGAAGACCAAGCGUUGAUCACUCGACUACGCGAGGACAGUCAGAGGCAAAACAUGGAUUCCGGUACUCUGCUCUCAAACUGUGACCUUAUGACGGUUAAGUACCAUAGGCAAGGAUUCUACCAAAUGCUUUUGAGCAUGACACUCGAUCAAUCCCUCCUUCGGCAUGCCCGGGAAACGUUUGGAAUGCUUGAAGGCCAGAGGUCUAGUUUCCUGGAUCAUGCAUUCACCAAGAGUGAGGAAACUAUUGAUGAAAUAAUUGUAGGUCCGCCCUUAGGUUCCUCUGGUCACACGAAAUUAAUGUAAGAAUCAACAUUUGUAGCUGUCCCCGAAUGAAGUUAUCGAGGAAUAUCUGGCGAGGUAGCUUUGAGGGAAUAAAAUCGGCAAGUAGACACAUACUGUGGACGGUUGUGUUACGAGGUGUCAACGAAUGUUGGGGAUCUUUGAAUUAACUAUGACAGACUUGGUUGAAUUGUACUCUUCCCUCCAAAAACAUUCUACCAGAAGCAGACAAAGAUGGCUUUCGACCGUGGUAGAGAAGGAUAUCUGAAAAAAGCGCAAGUUGUGAAAAACCUUUUUACAAACAUAGAGCCCAGAAAAACUGAACGACCUCAGACGACAACGCAACCUAUGCAAAAUACUUCUCCGUCAAAACAUGCAUCUUACGAAGUGGAGUUCCUGGAAGAAGCACCACAAAACCCAAAGCACUCUGUGCUUACAUCAGAAGUAAUACCAAAGAUCAUGACUACUUCGUAACCGUAAACAACGAAAACAACCGAAUUUUGAGUGAUGGCCUCCAAAACGCCGACCUUAUCUCUGAAUUUCUCCAAAGUGUUUGUAUCACGGAAGCCCAAAUGCAGCCCAGAUCUCUGUCACAGUUUCUUACCAGCUCACUUAUGCACAUUAUUAUUUACGCCGCAGUUAGUUUUGACCGAAUCAAAGAAGUUGGGUCCGGCAACGUCACCUUGGCCAGGUGAGAUCCCAGGUGCACUUCUACGCCAAAUACUUGAAGAAUUAACCGAACCGUUGCGUGCCAUCUUCUGAAAGUCUCCUGAAGCUGGUUAUCUUUACGAUACACGGAAACGGGCAAACAUUGUAUCCAUCCAUGAGGGUGAGUCACGGCUAUAUCCCACCUACUACCGACCGGUCAGUCUGACAUGCGUCUGCUGUGAGCUGAUGGAGAGAGUAAUUGAAAAUCAGUUAUACCGCUUGCUACAUUUCGCUGUCAGAUCAGCUCAGCUCUGCAUGGUUUCUGCGAAAAGAGGUCAUGUCUUACAAACCCCCUCACAUCGUAUGAACGUUGGUCAAAAGCAGUAGGCGAAGGACAUCGAGUUGAUUUCAUUUACUGUGACUAUCAAGACUUUUGAUUGACUUCCACAAACGUGGCUCAUUGAAAAGGUAUCAGAUUUAAGAAUUAUAGGAGACCUCUUGAACUGAUCGCAGACAAAGGGUUGCUGCAGCUGUCUACUGUUCAAAAUAGGCGUCUGUUAAAAGUGGAGUCCUACAAGGAUCAGUUUUUUGGGUCGCUCCUAUUUAUUAUCCAUCUAAUUGACCUAGUAUACGAGGUGAACUGCGACAUACCGCUCUUGACAGAUGACCCUAAGCUGCAGAAGGUAAUAAAAUAUGAGGGUGACUCGCGGAUAUUACAACAGGAUAUAGAAAGGCUGCAGACAUGGAGCAAGCCCUUGUGCAUGGAAUUCAAUGUCGAAAAGUGUGUGUUACUGCACAUAAUGUCAAUGAGACGAAGGUGAAAUUUACCUUCACGACAGUAUAUCACGAAAAAUCAACCACUUAAAGCGUAAAUGUGCAAAGAGACCUUGGAGUGUUUGUGAACGACGAUUUAAGCGUAACGACGCAGUGCUCCAAAGUCGCACCGUGGGCGGUGUAAAUUAUGAGGUCAAUACGCAGAACGUUUGUCAAACUGUAUGCGGAUACCUUCUAUAAGGUAUACAGAGUAAUUGUACGGCCACACCUGGAAGUUGCGGUUCAUGCUUGGCGGCCGUGACCUCCGAAAGACAGAUACUCUUGAAGGGUUACAACGACGUGCUACAAGCUUGUUCUUGAACUCGAGAAUUUGACGCACGAACGGUGUCUGACCUUAAACCUCUACCCCCUCUACAAUAGAUAAGACGGUGACUUUAUGCUAACGUUUCAGUUGCUACGGGGACUUUUCAGCUGUCUAUAAAGGUGGAGCAACCUUAUUCAAUACUUUUCUAUAAGGAGCAAUCCCCAUUUUCCCCUGCCACAACUUUACUAUGCCGUGUUUUGCAGUAUAAAUCUGAUACUUUGUAAUUCGCCCUAUCCUGACUAUGAUUUUAGUUUCUUUUGGAUGUCGUUUUCCGGUCGAGGGGUUCGAGCGAUGUUCGUGGAUUAGGCAGGCCAUUGGAAUGAAGUAGUAUUCACUGCCACAAAAACAGCUACUUAUUGAAAGUUAGUAAUUAUAUAAUCUCUCCCGUUUUAGUUCACCGAACUGAAGAAAAAAACGUCCUCCUUACACUCAUGGAUCUUGCUCGAAUCGCCAGCCGAUUUGGUCUCUGUGAUCUUCCAGAACUGGUAAAGAUGGAACGAGAGAUUGAAGCCCUGGAGGCCAAGCGUAACCAAGAGAUCACAGUGGCCUCAGAGAACUGCUUUUCCGCGCAACAGCUGUCUAAGUCAACCAAGGCCAGCGAGCCACAGAUUGAUCGUCAGGAGUACAUUCGACGGAUUGCCAGCAACAAACUGUUAUUGGAGAGCGCACCUAGAAACACUGUCUCAAACGGGGUCCUUCAGUCUAGCGGGGAUCAUGAUAAUUCUUGCAAUUCAUCCCUCGAUCUCACCGCAACGGCCACUGACCGUACUUUCUUCUCAGAUGAUGGAACCGACAGUGGUUGUCUUGACUUCACCCCUACCGAUGCGGAAAUCACGCCAACAAACUUUGCGAAGCCGCCGUGUGUCGAUUCUGGCACCUCAGUUGAGCUUAAGUCCUCCGGCGACGCAGCACUCCAGGCUGGCGGUCUCCCCUCGACUGCCGAUGCUGUCACAUCUACCAAUCGUUUCGGCUGGAAGCCAGUAAAGCGCUCCACCUCUCUCGCUGAUCUGAAUUCAGCCAGUACUCAGUCUGCAGCUAAACGACAUCAGGGAAUGCAGUCAGAUGGAGGGCGAGGAGAUUUGGUCCUUACUCAAACUGACCGGAUUUCUGCGUCGAACGCUGGGGGUACGUUCUAUGUUUCGCACACAUAUCUACCUGCAGUAUACCUAAACUGUCCGCGGACUCUGAUGAUAGUUUCUGUAAGGUUAUUAAAUCCACUAGAAUUACACGCCUCAGACUACAUGCCUAAUCCCCUUGUCUAGUGAUGGCAGGUUUCAGCAAAGCGGGUGGGGACUUGCUGUGGAUUAUCAAAUCAGCCUUACUGCAGAAAAUGUAGUCUACUUCCCUCUGGAACCCAUUGAGAGAUAUUUCAGAUGUUGUCCAGUGCUGGUGCAAAACGACAGCAACCAUGUGCUUGCCGUUUGUCCUACAUAUUCAUCUCGGUUAUUUUUACCUUUGGCAGGCGUAUGUGACUAGUUCUUAUGAUCCAGGUGAAUGUUACUGCUUAUAUAAAACAUAGAGGUGUCCGUGGACGGCUGACGUCAGUAAAACAAACACGGAUCGUUCCUUUCUAGUCGCUCCUUCAACUUUUCGAUAGUGCCUCCAGUAUACUGGACCAGUGGCUUAUGCAGGACAACUCCUCUGGUGCUGUGAAAUAAUUACUGUGCAGAAUAAUUAGGUGGCAUUCACAUUUAAACACACUCUUCACUAGGUAAUGGUUUCUCGAGGACGAUAUAUCAUAGUUAUGAUACGUAUUCUUGGAGAGACCAUUACCACACCCGUCGUUAACCUUGUUAGCGGUGCUCCUAACGUAGCCCGUGUUCGUUUAGUUUUUUGGUGAUUUGCUCCCAGUCUGAUAUUGUCAUCUGAUUCUAGAUGAAGCCCUAAUGUGACUGCCUGACUGACUUCUCUUUGGACGUUCAGCUGAGGCUUGCUAAUGGAUGACUAAUUGUCUUAUUAAGUAUUUGAGUUUCGACCUUAACCACCCGCAUAUGCUGUCAGGUUAAACAUACCUAUUUUCCUUCGCCCCUUCAAUCAUCCCGGUCCUACACGAAAUUUGCUGUCAGCACAAGCAAAAAUUUACUGUAAAAUUCUUGAUCUGAGCCGACUAGCGCCGACGUUUUGCACGCUUCUCCUCUGUGUGGAGUCCUGUUCCAUGUACAAAUUCUCUGGAAUACUUGAAGCACACUACUUAAAAAGGUGCUGUUAACUGGCUGGUUCGCCGCCGUUAAUUUCUUGUACUCUUAGCAGUGGUUUUGACGUAUUUCCGGUUUUCCCAAAUGUUGCUUUAUUUGUCGCUGCAGUCGGAGUGAGGUCUGUCAAGCGUGCGCAGAUGAAGCCACUACAGCCGAUCCAUCGGAGUACCUCUCACACCACUCUCCCUGGAAACUCUGCACAACAUCCAGCAACAAACAUACCAGUCUCGAAGCUGCUUAAGGGUAGAACCCGGAGUAGCAGUCGUGGGCCCAGUGGACCACCCUCUAAAGCAUCCUCCGGCUUCGCCAGUCGGUCAUCCUCCUAUUCCGAUGUGCACAGAGAGGUAAUGCUACUCACCGUUUCCUGUGCUUUACAAGUUUAACGAUACCGCCUUCGUCCUUAUAACGGCCUAGUCGAUAUCUACGACCACUGGUUGGUUAAAUUUUGUGCUUGCGACUACAAACCCCACGUUUGCUCUUCACACUUACGUUGGUCUCUUUCUGGUUGUCUGGCAAGUUUGCGCGUGGCAUGCUCAAUCCCAACCCUCAGUUGGUCUGACUUUGACUUACAGUUGAUAUGGGAGAAGGAUCCAGUCUUAGUUUUCUGACUGCCAGUAACUCGCUUCGAAAGUAAUGGUGGCAUGCACUGUCACCAACUGGCGAGAUAACUCGGUCCAGCUCAGGACUGAAGCUCAGAUUGCAAGAACUCCCUCUUGUUGUAGUCUUUCGCUCAUCCGUUGCCCCUGUGAAAUCGGGAACGACCCUAUCAAAGACUAAUGAUGUGGAAUUGGAGGCAAGUUCGUGCCUUGUAUGCGUAAACGUCACUCCCCACUCCAGUCUGCUGACCGGCUCGGACAGCGGCUGGGGUGUGGGAGUGGGAAGGGAGAGUGAGGUCGACGACUCAGCGCACUUUCUCCUCACUAUAAACAAUCUGACGCGCUUGAAGCUAUCACGGUGCGCUAAAAGCAGUGGCUUGGAAGGUUGCCAACUGACGGGGUAACUUGGACCUCCUCCUUGACUGGAGGCGGUCUGAGAGUCAGGCUGCAAUGGCUCCUUUUUAAUGCGGCCUUUAUGGCACUCCCACCACAGUGUGGGAUCCGAGCCAGGCGUUAGCGGUACGCCUAGGUGCGGCUUCGGUCGUGCCAGCCACCAAAUCUCUGUUGUUGGUUGAAAUCCUGGUUAUUGUUGUGUGGACCAGGGGGUGUGGUGGAACGCCAAGGUGAGGAUCGGUCCGAGCUAUCCACCUGCGGUCUCCUCGUCUCCGGUCUUCUGGACUCUGUCUUGACACCGGGCUCGGGCGAGGGAGGAGGAGAGAGUGUAGGUAGAUGCAGCGCAAGUCUACUGGCACUAUAAACCCCUGCGUAAGUCACCGUCCCUGCUCUCACUGCUGCUGCAACUGUGGGGCACACGGUGGACAUCAUCGAAACCGAUGGUCGAACUGUCAUGCGUAAACGUGGUCGCAGUUUCCUUAGCCUCUCAGCCCAUGCCCCGUUAGGCUAAUAUGUUUGGAGUGACGUUCCGUUGUCCUAACUAAGUUCAUUAUAGGUUUGCUAUAGUUUCUUCGAGGAAUAAAUAACAACUUGUUUUAAAGAGAGUUUCCACAGUAAUGAAGCAUUAAAGCUUACUAAAAUAUAAUUAGUAGGGUGUAUAGAAUGUUCUUCAUUUACAUCCUGAAGGAUGGUGGCUGAUCAUGUUUGAAAGGUGCGUCAUCACAACUAGGCCAUACUUUUAGACAGUUGAUCGGCACGACGCUGCUUGGAGGCGUAGAAAGUCUUAACGAUAGGAUUAAAGCCUGGCUUUAUGCGAGGACAAUGCGCAUCACUGGUGUGUACAGCAAAUCCACUUCUUUGUCCUUCACCCAUAUCCACCAAGACUAGCUAAAAAAAUUUGUCGCGAUUGACUUCGCAGUCCCGAUCCUUUCACAAUUAGAGGUUUAAAAUAAGGUCACAUAUUCUGCGUGUAACUGUAAGGGAACAGGUCUAAAGUAGUCAUUCAUUAUGCUACUCAUUCCCGGCGCUACUUUGGUGGCGCCUUUCUGGACUCCCCAAACUAGCAAUACUCUUACGGACAUGGUUUCCGAGCUUAAAUGCCUACCCCGGGUAAAGUCUAACGAAGGUUCAAAAUGAUUUCGAAAUAUGUUGAUGCACAUGUUGGAAAUGUGCAUAACAUAGCGGUCACUGACUCUAUUACGUUUUGUUGCCCCGUUGAGAACUAUGUUCUGCCACAUAAGUGAUCUUGUGUAUGAACAACUUCUCUAAGGGAGUCUCGCAUUAAGGGUAUUACUAGAGGGUUCAAUUUCAUCUUCGUUUUGUGGAUUCAAAACCAGUUGUUAUGCGUCUGAUAUAUCCUUCACUCCGGCCAUGUAGCCUAUCUACGUUCCUUUGUAGGGUUAUGGCGUCAUUUCCAUCCUCGAUAGUUCUCCAGGUCCUAGCGUUGUGUGCAAUAGGUGCUACUUGCGAUUCUACCUUGUCCACAAACGUACUUUUGCAUGGUGUGAGGAGGGAGUCUUGAAGACGAAUUCUUGGGCGAUGCUACUUUUAGCAAGAUUUUACACUGAUGCGUAUUCUCCAGCUACAGGCCUUUGCUGUUUUGCACUGAUGAGCCUAAUUAGCACAGCGGGUUGCCUCAAAAGCCCAGAUUGCAUAAUUUAGAGGGGCCAUUGACUGAAACUUAUUUAAAAUGCCUUGUUAAGCUCCGAAUAAACACCAUCAACCACAAAUGUGGUGCACAGAGCCUUCAGCUGGUUUUCAGUUGUCUUGGAAAGUUUUGUGGGACACGACCUUUUUGUCGAAUGUCAUUGAAUAACACUCUCGUAUACCAACUGGAUCCAUUUUGUUUUUGAGGAUUCUUUCCAUUGUAUUACAGCAGGUGCAUUUGAAGCUCAUUUGGCGGCAGUUGUCUAUUUGUAGCCACGAACAACCUUUUCGAAUAGGUACCAGGUGAACCAUUUUCGAGGUUUUUUGUCAGCUUACCACAAUCAAGCGGUUGCUGAAACCGGAUGGCAAGUGAUUCGACUACCUCCUCAAUGGUCUUACUCAACGGCAAUGCAUAAAUCUCACCCGAUUCCGGUGAUCUAUCGUCAGUUCAUUCUUAGUUUUGAACUUCGUGAACUCAAGUGUUCUACUGAGUGAAGUAGACAUGACGUCAACAGAUUGGUCUUUUAGGAACUCGGUCCAAUAGUAAAAAGAGACUACAGACAGCAUUUCUGGUCUGGACAACAUUUCACUUUUCUGAAGUUCAUCAGUUACAGUGCCGUUUUCUGCGCCUUUUACGGUAGUCAGGUAAUCUCUAUUUUCUUUGCGUUGCCUGGUUUAGGCACAAGGUUCUUGCGUUUCCGCAGAACUUUAAGGACAUGGUUGUGUGCGCAGGAUGUUCGGGCCUCUCGGAGUAAAUUCUGUCACAGGCUUUUCUGUCUUCUAUAAUCUAAAACUUCCUGUUACAGUUGGUUCCUGGCAGUACCUUCCACAACUUCCGUUUUCUAUUUUUCGCCCGACCUCUUGACCAACCCGGUUGGGCCUGCUUCUCAGACUCUCUCUUUUGUUUGAUCCUUGGUUAUCUGCCGCUCUUAUCGGUAUAUCUGUCAGGAUAUCAUAUGCCCUGUUGACGUCUCCUCUCAGCGGAUCCCUCCAACGUUUGGCCUUGACAGUGGACUUCAUGAAUUCCGAAACACCCUUCCUAAUGUAGUUUUGUGGAUUUUCCACCGCUUUCAGAUACACGUAUGAAUUCCGAUUUCCGCAUUAGGAAACCAUGAUUGCUCGACGCUAGUGGGUGGCCUACAUUGCUUUCAUCUGUGUUUUUCUUUCCAUAUGGAAGUAAGGGUUCAGACAACUGGACCUUUGUCUCUCUACUGUUCUUCUCAAAAAACAAACUCAUUGAAGGAUGCAUUCUUCCAGAGUCGUGUUUAAGGGCACCUGAUCACAUCUACUUUUGAGACUGUCGGCUGUCAACAGCUGCCAAUUAACCACAGGCUGUUGUCACAUAUAUGAAUAGGACUUUUUACCUCGACCAGUUUCCUGUAUUUCAGUCGACAGCGGUUCUUCUCUCUUGCUUAUUUGUGUGUCCAUCAACGACCCCUAGGUUAACCGUUUCAAAUGCAUGUGCGACUUAAGUACAGGUUAGAAUUUCGCUAUAAUCAGCACCGUCCCUAUCCAUUAUAACGAUAUCUAUAUCUUGUUAGCGGAAGAUGUCUAUCUUCCCCAGAUUUUAUUUCGCUUUUGUAGCUGUUGACUAUGUGUGCGUAAUUUCGAGUUUUGCGCAGCCUCAGUGAGCAACGUCUCAGUCGACGCAACGAUAUACGCGUGGUUUUCAGUUUGUAGAGCUGGUUGAGGUGACUUUGCACAGUUUUCUUAACUUCAUAUUCUCUAUACUUGUUGGUUCCGUGCCAGCGGCUUUUUACCUUCUCGGGACAUAUUCAGAUGAAUUUACUCAAGUUGUCAGUACUACGGCAUGGUGCCAACUAAAGGGUCUUCUUAUUUGUGUCAACUGUUCAUUGCCGAUUCCUAGGUUCUUCUUCCCAGAAGGGUUCUUCUCUUGAUAUCUGGCCCCUAUUCUCUUCAUUUUGCCUUCUCUCUGAGAGAAAUACCGUUUGAAAAACUCCCAGCUGGUCUUUCCCGAACACUUUUUUCCGUUUGAUAGGAGUUUUGCUUUCACUUCAUCUUCGAAGGUGGCCGUCAGAGCUUUUGCUGCUCAAACUUCCUCGUCCGAUUUUUCAAGUCUCCUAAUCCGAAUCGCUUUGGGUGCGCGGACGGACGUAAUUUUGGAUCCCGAUAACAGGGCUUCCAGAUAAUUAAGUAGCACGUGUAAUAGUCUUUUCUCGGAGUUGCCCUAGAUCUAGGUUCCAGUUGCGACGGUACCACCAGUCUGUGCUCCUGUGAGUAUCCCCCGUUCUUAGGCCUGUGUUCAGAAAAUUGUUUUCGGUCCUUUUGGCUCUCUUUUGCCUCCAGUCUCCUCUUCAUUUGAGGAUAGUUGGGGACUUAGAGUGGAAUCUGGUUACGAAGAAGGGGACACGAUCGCUAGAACAAGAGCUUUAUUGGCCUGACGUUUCGGAUUCACACUCGAAUCCAUCAUCAGAGACAGAGUCGGAUAGGAGUAGUAAAUUGCCCAGGUGUUGCAGUAUUUAUAGGAUGCAGUUGCUAGAUAGCCUCAUGCCGAUCACGGUUGGUGGCUCCCCAGUGCAUGACGGCCUAACUAGCCAGGUUUUGAAGUUCAGAUUGGAAAAGUUUAGAGAUCCGGGAAGAUUAUUAGAAGAAGAAAAUUGGCUCUCCGGAACAGGUUUAUUUAACUGCUGACGUUUCAAAGAGCUGGGUCGGCUCUUCAUUGUCAAUGCAGAUGCAUUUGCUAUGCGCUUGCGUGCCGGUCAAGAUUAUUGGCUCCCACGCUCAUCGCACGCAGUCGAGUUGCUGACUGCUGGAUUUCGUCAUCCGUGGGGUCUCUUGGGCAAUUUGGCUCUCCGGAAUUGACAAUAGGAGCAGUGGUCAUCCGCACGCUCUCCUCGCGGCGAACUACUUUGCCCUUACGCAACUGCGUUUGUGACUGGUGGGUCGUUGCUGUUGUACCUCAGUACUUGCUUCGUGUUUGUUGCUUUCCUGAAUACUUUGAUUUUUAAGCCAGCUGGUCGUUUUCCUCUUCCUCCGUCGUAAAUUAGAUGUCUGGGAAGAUGACGUUGAGGUGUUCUUUGAAUUCCAGCACCUGAUCCCGUUCAAUGACGACGAAGGUAUCAUCCACAUACCGACCCCAGAAUUUCAGUCGGAAAGCCAGUGCCUCCAACCGUUGUAGAACUGCCUCGGCUAAGCGUCCCGAAACCGACGAACCCAUUGGUGUGCCCUUCAUCUGCUCGUAGAUUGUUCCGCCGAACAUAAAGUACGUCUUGAAACAGAACUUCAGGAGUUGGAGGAUUUGGAUGUGUCCAAGGCGAUUCUCCGUUUCAUCGUAAUUGUCUUUUAGGAGUAGUUCGAUGGUCUCGACUGCUAGGUCCUGCGGAAUAGAAGUAAAAAAGGGACGUAACGUCAAAGGAUACCAUGAUGUUGCUUGGCAGGAGAUUUAUCCCUGACGAACUGACUGUAGUCUGGUUACGCUGCGCCUUCGACGUUUCAUCGUUCAGUCUUUUCUACAAGUAACGUGACAUUUCUGCGUCCUUGGUUUUGGUACUUACCCUCAUUCAGGGAGACCUUUUUAUUUCGAGUUUUCCGCUCGAAUGGAAGUCCAGAGCUCUUGAUCUUUACUUCUAACCCUUUUUGCCUGUGUUUGGGUGCUGACAGCUGACGAUCGUUUGGAUAAUAGGGCUGGUUUCGUCUGAUAUCUCUUCUUCUGUGCGACUUUAUGCCGUAGGCGCCCCCAAAAUUACCUGGUUCUGUUCCUAUGACUGAGUUGAAACCUUCGGGCUUGAUAAGCCGGCAGCGAAGGGAGGGCAGCUGUUAUGUCGACCCAGGUAUUCGAAUUCGGAGACCACUGACUACCGAUUCAUGUAUUUUCCAGUACUUGUCGGUAUCGUAACGCCGCAAAGAGGGUUCACGAGACUAGGUCCUACCAUUUAGCUCGUCGUGGCUUGAGAUUUGGUACGUUCCUUCUCUCCGUGACAACCUGUUGAAUCGCACAUGGGGGUGCCUGUAUACGUCUAGUACAAACACCAGCGUAUUGUGACUAUUAGAAAUUUUUAUGAAACAUCUGAGAAACAGGCAAAUUCUUAACAGCCGCCGAUCGCCAUCAAUGAAAUCGUCAACAUUAGUAGGCCUCUUUUUGGAAUAUUAACGCAACAAUUCCAUUGACAGACCAUUCUUCGCCGUACUUACUUUAACUCUGGAAGGGUAUGUUACAGGUUACUGCUUUUGUGCAUGGAAGAUUCAAUGGUUAGCAUUUCUUGCCUUUUGAGAAGCGCGAAGGAAUAAGACGCACUACCACAAAACCCACUUUGAUGAACUCUGUGUGGAUUGUAGUUUCUACAAGGGCUUCUCUAGUGUUCUUCCGUUGCAUCCCUUUUCCAUCUUUAUUGGGCAUCUAGUUGACCAGUAGUAGGGGCUACUGCCCUUAUUUUUUAUACUUCAGACACCAGAUUAUACUUUGGUGAUUUUUCUGCUGGUCUCGAAGACUCUUGAAGGCCUCCUCCUCAUCUCUUCUUUCCUCUUUCGCGCUCGCUUGCCCUAUUGACAUAAACUGGCCAGUCUAGACCCUCAAAAGAGGGGCGUGCACCUUCCUCCUAAAAUUUCUGGCCAAAAUCGAGAGGGUGUGCGAGGAGCCACCGCCGAUGCGCUCUUACUUGCGACUUCCGAUCGACUUCCAAUUGGAGGCUGGGAGUAAAAGCCUUGCCACUUGUCAGGAACCUUUUAUUGAAGCUAUCCUUGGGGAGCCAGCUAUUGUCUACAAACCCCGAACUGGAUUCGUCUGCUGUCGGGCCUUGCUCUCCUCCUUGCGAAUUCUUCGUCCACACCCGGUUCGGCGCAUCCGACCACAGGAGUCUCUACCCAGCGCUGGUGUUACCCCACCGUCACGCCUCUGCUCCCCAAACUUUAUACUGACUUCGAGGAAAGUAACAAAGCACUGUGCUGACGAACACGCCAGCACAGAGGCCGCCUACUUCCCUCGGGCGGAGCAUGUUUGCGUCUGCUCCCAGGGCCCGAUAGCCGGACCUAGACUUGGCUCGGGUCGGGAAAACGCUCCAAAUUGGGGCCAAGCUGGAACCAUCCUUUGGUGUAAUCUGCCGCAAACGGAAAUAGAACAUUCACGGCCACCAAAACAACUUUUGCCCUCUCCUCCACCUCCUCCGCUCCAGACGUACCUCGAUUCAUGGCAUUUCUGUCUAACUGAGCGUCCCAUUCCCAGACCGAGGACCCAUCUACUUGGUAAAUGCAACAGAAGUGCUGUAUGGGAAGCGGAAAGUAAAACCUAUUCCACCGACGAUAAGGGUUUGAUGCAUGAGACUGAUGCACCUGUUCGUGGGGUACCAAACGCCCGAGCCUGCAGAAGAAAUCCCUCCUGGUUGCAUACACAGGUAGAAUGGUUUCUCGCAGGAGUUGCCGUUCAUCUGUCCUGAACAUCGCUUUGUUUCCUCCUGCGCUGUUGACACAGUCUUUGCUUUUCACCUUUUGGAAGCGUUUGGUUGUUCGGCUUCGAAGUUUCCUGUUCUUUUUCAUAAGUCUUAUUAUUCAGUUUUGCGAGUUCUUGGUAGGUUUCCACCCUUUUGUUUUAUAAAGUCACUGUGCGGCUGCUGUCUGGGGUCGAGAGAGAGCCCGUCAGGCGCAACGGGACGAGUGAGAGUCCCUCUACCACUUUCCUUAUGUUUCUGAUGAAACAAAAACUGGUUCACAUCCGACGCAGAAAAUGGUGCUCAAAGCUGAAAUCAUGUCUCCUAAGACUAGCAACAUCUGCGUCAUGGGUCCUGGGGGCUCAUCAGAGCGAAACCUGCAUGAACUAAUAACAGAUACAAUAUUCGUCCCCGAUAUUUGUCAAAGUAUAAAACUUUAAAUACGGUUACGAGGCGGGUCAAAGCGCCAGUGACUGGGGACUAAAUGGUGGGUAGGCUGCAACUGUAAAAAAAGUCGGAACGAUGUUACUCACUAAAAAUACUGGACGACAGCCACGUGAAGGUACUUACCUUCUGUGAUCCGGUUACCACGUGCACAUGCGGUUUCCAAGAGGUAUUGGAGGCUGAUGUGCUGGUGUCAUGUUCCCUCCAAGGGGUCCGCGGACGCCCAAAUGACCACAGCGAUGAUCCUCGCUACGGCGUCAAUAGUUCCUACAGAGUCCUGCAAAAAAUCAAUGACGUCUACACGAGUAUCCACAAAUGCGUUUUCCUGGCUUGAUAGAGUAAAUACCAGAGGUGUUGACUUUUAAGUGUUCAUUUCAGUCAUACACUGUAAUCCUAUUGAUACUGCAGGUUUUUAGGCGCUAGUACUACGUAGACUUUAUAGCAAACUGCGGCAACUCCGAGACUCAUUGGUACCGAUAAGCCAAUUCCAUUGGGUCUUUGAGUACUGGAUCUGUGAAGGCUUACCUAAUAAACCGUCUUCUGUCACUAGUUAGGACGCAUUCUUUAACAAUGAAACAAGCCAUCGUUUACUAUAUAUCGUACGUGGAUUACUCUUAUGUGUUGGGACCACAGAAGCCGACUUCAUGAGACCUGUCCCAUGGAGCAUAUUCAGACUCGUUCGAAACGGUCACCUUGUUUUUGCCAUGCACACCGUUGACAGCGGCCAUCGGUUCAGAUAGGACGCCACCGAGUUUAGUGCACUGCCUCAGCGAACACACCGUCUGACCUUUAUGUCGAUGAGCGAUGCGAAGGCUUACACACACCUUGCCAGUCAUCUCUCCCUUUUUGUUGACCACUGAUAUACGGUGGCAUCACAUUUGAUAUAUUUCCGCAGCCUCCCCGCCUGUCCCACCCCAGGGAAUUUUGAACGCACGGUUCCCUUCUACUUUGUAUCUCUUUCCACCAAUCAACCAACACGAGCAUGCAACUCCGGUUUAGUGUGCUGUGGGGUUCACUUUCGAAUCCAUUAGCUACAACGACGGUAUUGUCCAAAAACAGACACAGAGAUAUCAAAAUUCGUCUACCCUAUUUUUUCCUUCCCGUUGUUAACGUCUAGAAACUUCACAAGUAGACUGGGGCCUUCCUAGCAGCGUAUUUCCCCUGUCUUAACCGUCUUAACCGGAAAAGAAUCGCAGACGUGCACUUGACACUGUCUCCAGGUGCAGAACAUCCUUCUUCCAAUUUCUGCUUAAUGGGCCGGGAGGCUGGUUCUGAACUUAGAGUUGACACCCUAGUGCGGUUGCUGUUAAUGUUUUUGUUUUUGUUUGAAAUUUUAUCUAACGUACACGUUAAUCUUUGUCGGGUUGUAGUCUUUUCUGUGCCAGCCUAGGUUUGCUCUACCACACUGACUUUCUUAUCUCUUCAGGUCAAGAAACAAUUAGCCCAGUGUACUUGUUGCAACCGCAUUCACCUCCAACGCUUAGACGAAGGACGUUACCAACUGGGCAAGCGCAUCUACUACAUGCGCCGAUUCCGCUCGCACAUAAUGGUCCGAGUAGGGGGCGGCUGGCUCACGCUGAAGGAAUUCUUGGACCGCUACGACCCCUGUCGCCAGAAGGAGGGCCAACUCAUCCAGACCAAGACUGGCACUGGGACGGCAGCGAUUGGUCAGGGUGAGGGCUUCCCCGCCGCUCCAACCAAGCUCACAGUUCCUGCGGCUGACUUGUUGGGUUCAUGGACCUCAUCCUCUGAGCUCCAGUGCUCGGAGAAGAGACCACCUCUCAGGCGAUCUCGAUCUCAACGCUCGAAAACGCCCGUGCCUUCUGGGCGGCCAAAAUUUUGA